AAACAACAACGCGUAAGACUCUAACCCAACACAAUCUCGCCACGUGUCCUCCACAAAAUCAUCUUUUAACCGCCAAAAAAGAAACCACCCACUCUUCCAUUAACCUUAAACUCCUCUCUUCUUCCUCUGAUCUCAACAACAGAACAAAACAAAAAAAAAUGGUGGAAGAAGAUCGGAUCACGUUAGCUCCGACGGAGAUCUACGGCCGGAGCGACGAAGAACAGAACGAACCAAGAAUCUGGCGUCGGAAAACAGAGGAACCACCAGGGAAAUGUCUAAUCUAUACUUUGACAAUAAUUGUAAUCAUCUUCGCAGUUUGUCUUAUCCUCUCUUCAAUCUUUCUCCGGAUUUCUAAACCAGAGAUCGAAACAACAUCGGUAUCGACUCGUGAUCUUCGAUUCGGAGGUAACUCAACGAACCCUUACUUCAACGCCACGCUAGUAAGUGAUAUCACGAUCAGAAACUCGAAUUUUGGAGCGUUUGAAUUUGAGGAUGGUUCGUUACGUGUUGUUUACGCUGAUCAUGGAAUUGUGGGAGUGACGACGAUCGGAGGGAGAAGAGUUGAAGCUCAUAAGACGGUUAAAAUAACCGGUGUUGUGGUUGAGAUCGGUUCGUUUCGGUUAUUGGAUACUAAGGGUUUGGAGUCGGAUUUGAGGUUAGGGUUUUUGGAAUUGAGAAGUGCUGCUGAGAUCAGAGGAAGGAUCAAGGUUUUGGGAAGGAGGAGAUGGAAGGUUAGUGUGAUGAGCUGUACCAUGAGACUCAAUUUAACCGGUCGGUUUAUUCAACAUUUGUUAUGUGAAUAGUGGUGAUGGUUUUGUGACCCGGUUUAAGGAUUUCUAUUUAUUUGUUUCUUGUUUGUUUGGGUGUGUUUUGAUUGUAAAUUCGUAAGAUAAUACUAAAUUUUUUUUUUUACGAAAUUCAGUUUAAAAUUAAAUUAGAAUUUUCUCAACACUGUAAUUAGUCCGAUUUAAGAAGGAUUAUUUGUUUGAUGUUGU
Camelina sativa (false flax) is the source of this 995-nucleotide messenger RNA. The record is from RefSeq and is a predicted model, not a curated record. NCBI's taxonomy places the organism in Eukaryota, Viridiplantae, Streptophyta, Magnoliopsida, Brassicales, Brassicaceae.